AUGUCCCUAACCUCCAAAACCGCUCUAAUAACCGGCGGGGCCAAGAACCUCGGCGCCCAAAUCGCGCGCGAGCUCGCAGCCUGCGGCGCAAACCUCGCGAUCCACUACAACUCGGCCUCGAGCGAGCCCGAAGCGCGCAAGCUCGAAGCCGAGCUUAGGGACAAGUACCCGUCUAUCAAAAUCGCAAUCUACCAGGGCGACUUGACUGCUGCUGCGGCCGUCACGAAACUGUUUGACGAGACGCUGAGGGAUUUUGGAAAGGUGGAUGUGGUGGUUAAUACCGUGGGGAAGGUGCUGAAGAAGCCCAUCCUGGAGAUUAGUGAAGAAGAGUACGAUGAUAUGUUUGCGAUCAAUUCGAAGGUCGCGUUCUUCGUCCUCAAGGAGGCAGCCAAGCAUGUUGAAGAUGGCGGCAAGAUCAUCACCAUCGUCACUGCCCUGCUUGGUGCUUUCACUGGAUAUUACACCUCCUACGCUGGCAGCAAGGCGCCCGUCGAGCACUUCACUCGCGGCGUCUGCAAAGAACUCCAAUCCCGCCGCGUGAGCGUAAACAACGUCGCGCCAGGCCCAAUGGACACGCCCUUCUUCUACCCACAAGAAUCCCCCGAAGCCGUCGAAUACCACAAGGCGAACGGCAUGGGCGGGCGUCUGACGCUCGUCGAGGACAUUGCGCCUCUUGUGCGGUUCCUGUGUACCGAGGGGGCGUGGAUUACAGGCCAGACUAUCUUUGCGAAUGGGGGGUAUACGACUCGGUAG
This is a messenger RNA of Aspergillus calidoustus, 753 nucleotides long. Lineage: Eukaryota; Fungi; Ascomycota; Eurotiomycetes; Eurotiales; Aspergillaceae. The record is from the annotation of a GenBank genome assembly.